This is a messenger RNA of Gymnogyps californianus (California condor), 6066 nucleotides long. RefSeq names its product E3 ubiquitin-protein ligase rnf213-alpha-like. Gene Ontology annotation, cellular component: membrane; nucleolus; cytosol. The record is from RefSeq and is a predicted model, not a curated record. The transcript has 9 exons. The coding region runs from base 1 to 6066 and encodes 2021 amino acids. Lineage: Eukaryota; Metazoa; Chordata; Aves; Accipitriformes; Cathartidae. Gene Ontology annotation, biological process: negative regulation of non-canonical Wnt signaling pathway; sprouting angiogenesis; ubiquitin-dependent protein catabolic process. Gene Ontology annotation, molecular function: ubiquitin-protein transferase activity; ATP hydrolysis activity.
AUGAAUGUGAAAAAUAGUUUGAGCAACCUUCCAGAAGAGAUGCUGGACUUUUUGAAGGAACUUCUUGAAUGCACAAGGAAAGGCUUUGUCUCCUGGAUCAAAACCAUAAUAAAAGACAAAACGGAAAUCCCUGUAUUUGUGGAGCUGGCAUCAAUUUCUGCAGGUGAAAAUGACAUUGAUAUUGACAAAGUGCGGUUCUUCCGUGAUGCCAUGGCUGCUUCAGCACCCAUUAUAUUUGACCUGAGACCCACAUCUGGAUUUGAACAGUUCUCUGCAGCCCUGUCAUUCAUCAGUGAAGCCAUUGCAAAAGACAAUAAUCUGCCAAAAAAGCUGAAAGAUUCUUGUGAUAACAGAGAGUGGAUAAAGAUGGUUCAUGACUCCCAUGGCUCCAUAGAGCGUUCCUCAAUCUCUCAAGCCAGAGACAUCAACAGCAGAGGGAUUUUUAUCAUCUCAGCACCUCAAAAAUUCAAGGCUGCUCUUGAGGACUGUGUUUCAGUGCUGCUGCUGAAGGACACCACAGAGGACGCAUCUCAGACAGAUCAGAAGGCUAAAGAAUACAGCCUGGCUCAGCUCACAGAGCUCCAGAACAAGCUUAUGUUGAUCACCACAAAAGCUGAGCAAGGCAGAGAGGAGGCAAACCGCUUUCUGGAGAUCCUGGAAAAAGUUCAAAUCGUUGGAAACUUGUACCUGCAGCUUCUCAGUGUUGGCAAUAUCCUCUUCACAAACUGGAAGGCUGACAUCUACUGCAAUCCCCAACAGAGAGUAAAACUUUACACAGAAUUUGGAAUUGCUGGCAUCCUUGUUCAGAGCACCAGACCCGUCCUGGAGGAGCUGGAGGGCCUUUGCAAAGCAAUGGAGCACUGCCUGGUAGAGUGGAAGAAAUAUCUGGAGACUCAAAGGGACACCUACUAUCAUCUCAACCUGUUCACUGCACACCAGCUCUUCUAUUUAUGUAGCCAACUGGCCAAAGCCCACAAUAGUGUAAUAGAGCCACAGAUUCUUAAUAUGCUUUCUGUCAUAAAGCAUGACAUUAAAGAAGAAGAUAUUAGAAAAGCCCUGGAGCAAGCCCUCAUGACUCCACUCGACUCUGUCAACACAUCAGCAGGAGACAAGGAGUCUGUUACCUGGCAUGACUAUGUAAUUCGUUUUCCCCAGCUCAUCAAAAGCCUGGCUGAAUCUGGCUACGAUACAUCAGUGGCAAAGGCAGCCCUGCAGAGCUGCCUUCUAAACUCUGACGUUACAGAGCAGAAGCUCAUGAAUUUUGCCUUUGAACGAGGUGAUGACAAGGAAGAGGUUGAAAAUCUGAGCAAAUUAUAUGAUGAGCAGCGAGAAGCCUUUCUGCAGAAGUCAAGGAAGUUUAAAAACAUGACCAGAGAGGUUGACCAGGCAACUUUUAGCACCCUUGCAGAAGAUGAACUGGCCACCUCCUUUGAGAGUUUGCCAUCCAUCUGUGACAAAGUGAAUCUGCUCUGGGACGCUUACUGUAAGAAAUUCAGUGGCCUUGUGUCAGACAAAUAUAUCAGCCUGGAUGUCUUCGGUGAAACACUGAAGCAAUUAGCAGCUCUUGAAACCACCUGUAUCAAGAGAAGUUUACCAGUAGGUCUUGAAGCCAGGAAACCUUCUCUCAUCAUGUGUAAAGAAGAGGAAAUGUUACUCUACAUGCUCUCCGUUUACAGACACACCAAGACAGCACCUCUCCCAACAUAUGAUGAGGUCCUGGUGUGCACACCCAACACAGAUGAGGAAGAAGUGGAGCUGAUUGUUAGGAGAGCUCUUUCAUCUGAUUCCCAAAACCAGAAAAUCUACUGCUUGCUGGGUGCUGAGAAAUUAGUGUAUAAAGUUUCCAAGCAACUGGAGUCUCACUUCUUCCGCUUGCUGCAAUCUUCUACAGUCCCUGACUACAGGUUCAUUAUCUUUUGCAAUGCCAAAACUCACAAUUCUUAUGUUAUCACAGCCUUUGACACCUACAAAGUUACUAUCCCAUGCUACCCCAAGACAGAAAUCCAGGCAUACCUGAGCACACAUCUCAAAGUGCCUUUUGGGACAGCCCCUGUUGCUCAAGCCUUCAAGGAGCCCUAUCAGCAGAACGUGAAGUUCAUAUUUUCAAAUGAAGCAGGAAUGGGGAAGUCUCUCUUCGUGGACAAUACCCUCCAAAAGAUCCGUGCCCAGCUGGGAGAUUUGCCAGUGGUUCACAAAACCAUUAGGCUGAUGGAGUCAGAGAUUGAUUUCCAGUUCCUUCUGGAGGAGCUACUCUCUGUUGAGGAAUUCCCGACUGAAACUCAGCCCACUGUCUUCCAUAUUGAUGUGUCACCAGCGGUGUCAACAGGUCUCUACCGGCUGCUGGUUGAGUUAUGCAUCCUAAGACACAUCCAGAGUCCCAAUGGCUUGGUCUGGAAGUGCAAAUCCUCUCAUCUUUACUUGAUUGAGUACCUGGCAAAAGGGAAAGGUGUUAGCAGAACAAGAAAACAAGAGAUGUCCAGUGAAACAGAAGAAAAGUUCCUGGAUCUUUUUCCUGCAGUGAAGUGUGUAUCACCAAUGCGGGUACUUGACUUGCUGGAACACCCCAGCUCUGGUCAUCUUUCUGAAAUGAAAGAGGAGCAGUUUGACCGAGACAAGUUAAAGAGUGAAGCUUUCCAAAGGUCUUACCAGUACCUCAGCAGAUAUAAGAGGGAGGAAGACCUUGACGAUUUCCUUUUCAUCCCUGAGAGGACUGAAGGGACAGAGAAAGAGUGCCUGAAGCUCUUACUGGAGUUCUGUGGGAGACACAACCCUUCCUGGACUGAGCUUAGCAACUUCACUCAUUUCCUAAACUUCCAGCUAAGCAAGUGUGAGAAAUCGGUUUUCUGUAGCCCAGUAGUUGGAAAGGAUUUCCAGGGGUUUAAAACAUUUGUGGUAAAGUUCAUGAUCACUAUGUCCAAGGACUUUGCUGUACCCUCUUUUGACAUAUCUGAUGAAAGUGUGCCAAGUGCAGAAAAUGAUGAUGAGGAAAAUAACAUUAUGAGACAGUACCAGCUAAGACGAAAAUGGGAACAAGAGUCCCACCCCUAUAUAGUCUUCCAUGCAGACAAUGACUCCAUGGAGUUCUUGGGUUUUCACAUCAACAAUAACUUGGAUGCUAUUGAUGCCCAUUCUCAAGCUGUUUUGGAAAGGAAUGUUAUCAAAGAUAAAUUAUACCACACUUUGAAAGCCCAGCAUGUUCCUUUCAAUAAGAAGUUUGAAGACUUGCCCAGAACAAUGCAGCUGGAGGCCCUCUGCAGAGUUUUUGGUGUGAGCUACACCCAAGAUCCAGAUGAAUCAUAUCAGUUGACACUGGACAACACCAUGAAGAUGCUUGCCAUUCACCUGCGGUUCCAGUGUGGGAUCCCUGUAAUCAUCAUGGGCGAAACAGGUUGUGGGAAGACAAAGCUUGUGCAGUUCAUGUGCAGCCUGCAAAGGGCAGGCAGGGACAUUCAGAACAUGGUGGUGGUACGUGUCCAUGGUGGCACUACCUCCAAGACCAUCCACCAGAAAGUUAGGCAGGCAAUUGAGCUGGCACGCAUCAAUGAAGAAAGGCACAAAGUGGACACUGUACUCUUUUUUGAUGAAGCCAACACAUCAGAAGCUAUCUUUGCAAUCAAAGAGGUGCUCUGUGAUCGCAGUGUAAAUGGAGAGAAGAUUCUCACUGACCGUUUAAAAGUAGUAACUGCUUGCAACCCUUACAAAAGGCACACCAAGGAAACCAUAGAGAAACUUGAAAAAGCUGGCUUGGGGUACCGAGUCCGGAGUGAAGACACACUGGAGAAACUGGGCUACAUUCCUUUGAGGCAGCUGGUGUAUCGGGUCAAGCCCCUUCCACCUAGUUUAUUGCCUCUUGUCUGGGAUUUUGGAGAGCUGAAUGAAAAGACACAGAGCCUGUACAUCAGAGAGAUCGUAAAGUCCACCAUGAAGAACAAGAUCGCCAUUGGAAAUUUGGACAUCUUUACCAGUGUCAUUUCAGCCUCUCAGAAGUUCCUCAGGAGGAAGAAAGAUGAAUGCAGAGUUGCCAGUCUUCGGGAUAUAGAGCGCUGCAUGAGCAUUGCGCUCUGGUUUUAUAAAUUAAGAGACCUGCUAUUUCCUCAGAUUGAUGAGAAGAAGUACAAAACAGAACAGGAGUCAAUCUUAAAUGAUGCACAAAGGGCCUUGGUCCUUUCAGUGGGAGCUUGCUAUUAUGUAUCUCUGGAGAGCCGCAAAGAUUAUCUGGAGGAGGUCGCAAAAUGCUUUUCCGUCCCUGCAUCCCUGCUGCAGCAAGAGAUUGAGCUUUGCCAAGAGGUAUUUCUUGAUAACCUCUCUGUUCCUGAGGCAACAGCCCGCAAUGAUGCUCUGAGGGAAAACAUCUUCAUGAUAGUUGUAUGCAUGGACCUACGAGUUCCACUCUUUCUGGUUGGGAAGCCAGGAAGCUCAAAAUCCCUGUCUAAAACCAUUGCUGUGGAUGCCAUGGAGGGCAGGCUGUCCAAAAGCCAGUUGUUCAAAAGAUGCAAGGAGAUCCAGCUGGUGUCUUUUCAGUGCAGUCCCCAUUCAAAGCCAGAAGGGAUCAUCUCCACUUUCCGACAAUGUGCUCAAUUCCAGAAGGGGAAGAAUCUGGAUGAGUUUGCAUCUGUGGUCCUCCUGGAUGAGAUCGGCCUCGCAGAAGACUCACCAGAGAUGCCACUGAAGACACUGCAUCCUCUUCUUGAAGAUGGAUGUGUUGAUGAUGAAAACCCAGAAUCUUACCAAAAAGUUGGCUUUGUGGGCAUUUCAAACUGGGCCCUAGACCCUGCCAAAAUGAACAGGGGUCUUCUUGUAUUUCGGAAUGACCCUAGCAAAGAAGAGCUAGUUAAAACUGCAAAGGGCAUCUGUGCUGCACAGCCUCACCUUGAAAGCAUUGAGUAUUUGUUCCCUUUGCUGGCAGAAUUCUACUGCAAGGUGCUAAAAACACAAAAAAUUGAGUUCUUUGGGCUCCGUGAUUUCUACAGCUUGAUCAAAAUGAUACUGUCCUACACCCAGGACAAGAAGUGCAUCUCUCAAGAGGAGAUCAUUAUAAAGGCCAUUCAGAGAAACUUUGGAGGCUCCAGUGAUAUCAAUCCUGUCCAGCUCUUCCGAAACUCCAUCAGUGAGGUGUAUCUUCCUCCUGACUUGGAAACCAGCUACACACUUCGUUUGUUGAAGGAAAAUAUGGGCAAACAGCAGGCAGGACUCAUGUCUCGAUACCUCCUGCUGCUGACAACCAACCACGCAGCUUUCCACAUCAUCCAGAUGACACAGCUUAUAGAUACUGAGAACUGUGAAAUCAUAUUUGGCUCUGGUUUUCCACAGGACCAAGAUUAUUCCCAGGUAUGCCGGUCUGUCAGCAGAGUGAAGAUCUGCAUGGAGACAGGCAGGCCUGUUGUUCUUUUAAAUAUACACAACCUUUAUGAGAGCCUUUACGAUGCACUCAACCAGUGCUUCGUUAGCCUGGGGGGAAAUUACUAUGUGGACCUGGGUCUUGGCACUCACAGAGUGAAGAGCCGUGUGAAGGAUGAGUUCAGACUCAUUGUGAUAGAGGAGAAGAAUGUAGUCUACACCCAGUUCCCCACCCCACUGCUGAACCGGCUGGAGAAGCACUGCUUGGACAUGAACACUGUUCUGAACUGGCAGCAGCAAGAGCUGAAGCAGGACCUGCAGACCUGGACCAGGCUGUUUGUCUCCAUUGACAGCAGCAAGUUCUCCAAUGUUUGGUCCACCAAGCUCAGCCCCAAGGAACAGGAUGUCUUUAUCGGUUUCAGCAAUGACACAUCUGCAGCUGUUGCUUUGGAGAGCACUCAGAGCAGAUCCUGGGGAGACCUUAAGCCCUAUGAAGAGACAGUGCUCUCUAUUGCCAAAAGGAAACUUGUUCAGUGUGCAACACCUGACUCCAUCCUGCGCCUUAAAUACUCCCUUCUGGAUGAUGCUGAGCAGAUCCAAGACUUGUACUUCCACAAGCAGAAGCACAACAGCCUUGUUAGUGUUUUGGGAGAGACAGUUAACCGGCAGCCAAGGAAGGAGAGGACCGCUGGGCUCUGCCUGCAGAUGGACCCCGUCAGCUCCCAGUAG